Messenger RNA from Cladocopium goreaui, 1047 nucleotides. Lineage: Eukaryota; Dinophyceae; Suessiales; Symbiodiniaceae. The record is from the annotation of a GenBank genome assembly.
AUGUUUCGAAACUUUUGGGGCCAUCCCUGGUUGCCCUGGCCGCGGCAGGUGUUGCCCUUGUUGACCAAGUCCCUUCCUCCUGUACCGCCGCCGACAAGGAGCGCACCGAACUUCCAAGAAGCACAAGUCCCACCAGCUCCAUGCUGGGAUUCGGAGCCAAAAGGCCUUGAGUUGGAGACGUUCCGCAACGAGAAAUUGGAUGACUGCCUGCGGGUCAAGCCCGCUGUGAACGUUUCGCUGCCAUCAGUGGGCUCCAUUCUUCAUGGCACCGGGACCUGCAAACCCUGCGCCUGGUUUUGGAAGCCGCAGGGUUGCCACAAUGGAUCGGAAUGCGGCCACUGUCAUUUGUGCCCGGUGGGUGAGUCCAAGAAUCGCCGCCAAGCGAAGAUGGCAGCGUGGCGGCAGGGUGGGCCGCCGAGCGGCGCAGCCACCACGUUGCCACCCUUGGCGCUGGUGCCACCGGUGCCCGAGGAGCCCUCAUGGCGUCCUCCCCCGGGUCUUGAGUUGGAUUUGAGCCCGACCAAUGCCGUCCCGCCGUUGCCGCCGGUGCCGCCCCCGCCGGUGGCACCACCGCCAGCACCCGCGGCACCAUUGGCACCGCUGACGGGGCCGGCGCUGGGAUCGGUGGGAUCGGCCAAGCACAGCACGGGAGAGUGCACCUUGUGCCCAGACGCCUUCACACCUGAAGGUUGUCCCAAGGGCCCUCUCUGCGAGAAAUGCCACCUCUGUGCCGCGGAGUUCCGUGUGAGCGAGACCGGGCCGAAGGACGCUCUAGCGUGCAUUCUCUGUGGCACCAACAGGUGCUCUUGCCCGCGCAUUCACAGUGGUAUGGCCUGUACUGAGCCGGAUGUGGUUGCUGCUGAGAAUCCCAGCACGGAUUUACCCUCCCUUGGCUCGGUUUUGCAUGCCAAAGGAAAUUGCAGUCCAUGCGCCUGGGUCUGGAAAGCGCAAGGUUGUCACAAUGGACGCAGCUGUGGCCGUUGUCAUCUUUGCCCUCCAGGUGAAGUGAAACUGCGAAAGAAGGCGAAGGUGCUGCAGGGAUGGUAG